Messenger RNA from Thalassophryne amazonica, 1273 nucleotides. RefSeq lists its product as uncharacterized. The record is from RefSeq and is a predicted model, not a curated record. Gene Ontology annotation, cellular component: cytoplasm. The coding region runs from base 373 to 1119 and encodes 248 amino acids. NCBI's taxonomy places the organism in Eukaryota, Metazoa, Chordata, Actinopteri, Batrachoidiformes, Batrachoididae. The transcript has 6 exons.
GACUCUGAUGUCUGACGUGACGUCACACAGCCACACAGUCCCACACACAGAUACUGUCACGCCACAGUCCCACAGGGUCUGAGGUCCACGGCACCACUGAUUCUACAGCACAACUGCACUUGGUUCUGACACGCUCCACCGGAAGCCUCCUGUCAUUGCGACACCAUCCUGCUGUGCUGAAAAGCUCACUGUACAGCAGAUGACCUCCAGCAAUUAGACUGCAUCUGAUCCCACAGCUGAAGCAGGCUCCUUCAAACAAAGGGAACCUAACCCAACUUUGAGCAGGAGAAGCAGCACUCAAAGCCCAGUCGCUGAAACUCUACCCGGUGACGAGACCAGCAGAGGGUCCGACUCCACAGGCACACAGGCAGGAUGCUGGCUAAAAUCCUCCAGGACAUGUGGGUUGAGCCUGAGGUGCUGGAGGCCCUCAGUGAGGAGCAGAAGAGAAUCCUCUUCCUGAAGAUGAGAGAGGAGCAGGUACGCCGCUGGAGAGAGCGGGAGGAGAGGGAAGGACAAGACAGCACCUACAGCCGGCCAAAGAAAGGUUGCACUAAACGUGUGAGCUGGCUGCUCAGUCGGGACGGAGACGUCAGCGUGAGUGUGAUUGGAGAGAUGGACGAGUUCAGGUCCUCUCGUCUCCUUCAGGGCCUCUUCAACAACAGACGCCACAGUGACGAGGUGAACAGCAUCCAGACAGCGGACACGCUGCCAGGCCUGACACCACACAUCCAGCUGCCCCUCACAGACGUGCACGACAGCCUGGGUGCAAACGAGUGGUCUGAGGAGGAGAUGGAUGGUGAAGCCGCCGAGGACAGCGACAGCGAUUCAGGCAGCAGCUCAGACCACCUCAGCAACUGGGCUCCGCUCUACAGGACCCAUCUGAGUCACCAUGGCAACCAGCCGCCAGUCAAAGCCAUGCUGUCAGCCGCAGAGCGAGUCGACCAGCAGAACGGAGCGGUUGUGGUCUGUGAAGAGAAAAACUCAGCAUAUGGAGGACGUGUGGCGGAGCUCAGGAAGGCUUUCACCAGCGACCAUAGCACGCCACCCGCCUGCACCAAACCUCCUCCACCUGCCAAACCCCUACACCUGCAGAAAAGGAGCAAGCCCAUGCUCUGCUAGGACUCCAAGAGGACUCAUAACCUUCUGGAUGCAAUGAACCAUGUACAGGAAAGAGAAAAACUGGCCCAACCUGAACAGCAAUGGCCUACAGACAGACAGAUCAGGGGCUGAGCCAAUGAAGCAUUCUGUUCUCACAUCAAACUGGAUGAUGAAA